AAAAAUCAAAACAAAUCAUUUGUUAAAAGUCUUGCAAAUAAUUUGACGACUUUUUGAUGACAAUUAAUGACUUCAAAUAUGGAUCAGUUUUGUGGACAAACAUUUUGGGACUCAAAUAAGACUUGGCAUACGAAUAGCCCGGAGCUCACAGAAUGCUUCAAUAAAACACUUUCCGUUUGGAUUCCGUUUAUAUUUUUACUAAUAUUCUGUCCAAUACUCAUCCGAGUGCUCAUCAAAAGUAGUCAAACAAUUACUUGGAAUUAUUAUAAUAUAAUUCGGCAAAUAGUGGCCACUGUUUCGGUAAUUAUAGCAAUUGCCGAAUGUGUGGCUGUUGUGGUCAAACACUAUGACGACAAUCCCGACAACGAMACGAUUGCUUUCGCACCCGAUGUUAUCGCAACAGUUGUCCGUUUUAUAUUAACAGUAGUUUUGUUUGUUUUACUUUGGGCUCAAGUAAAAGGCGGUAUCCAUACAAGUGGUGUCAUUUGGUUUUACUUAUUUUUGUCGGUCUUAUGUAACGCACCGACACUUUACGGCCACUUUCAAUGGCAUCAAACGCCACUCUAUGAAAAGAUAUUGUUUUGUACUCAAUAUUCACUAACAGUUAUUUUAUUUUUCAUCUACUGUUUUGCCGAUAAAUUGCCACAAAAUUAUAUUAAAAUCAGUGGUGAAACUAAUGAAAUUAAUAAUCAUAUCAUCAAUGAAGACACGGCUGAGGAGUGUCCCAAAGAUAGCGCUUCAUUUCUUUCGCGACUAAUCUUCUCGUGGUUUACAUCAUUGGCAAUACAGGGCUGGAAAAGUCCGCUCACAGUCGAGAACUUAUGGCAGAUAAGACACGGAGACAAAAGUAUUAAUAUUUUUUCAAUAUUUAACAAAAAUUGGCUUUUAUUUGAAUCAAAAUUUAAACGACAAUCAAGUGAUGUUAAUACUGAUAAUCAAUUGCCAUCGAAACAGUUUAAAGUGAUUGAAGAAACUAAUGGUAUUAAAAGAACUGAAUCACAAAACAAUUAUGAAAUGUUAAACAAAUCAAUGAAUAGUGACGAAACCAAAUACCAACCCAUCGCUGAUGAAAAACAGAAACUCAGUGUCGGUAUUCUGCAGACAAUUAUUAAAACCUUUUGGUUUUACUUUAUUGCCGGAUCUUUCUUUAAGCUUAUCAAUGAUAUGUUGACUUUUGUUAGUCCACAGCUUAUGAGUAUAUUAAUGUCAUAUAUAAGUAAUAAAAAUGAAGAAGUAUGGCACGGAUACCUGUACGCCGUUUUACUUUUCUUGACCACAAUGUUUCAGGUCUUAUCAUUGAACUAUUAUUUCAACCGAAUGAUGGUUAUUGGUAUGAGAAUUAGGACCUGUUUGGUGGCAGCUAUUUAUAGAAAGUCAUUGCGAUUAUCAAAUACCGCUAAGACUGAAUCAACUACUGGAGAGAUAGUAAAUCUGAUGGCAGUUGACGCGCAAAGAUUCAUAGAAAUUGCACAAUUCAUUAAUUUGAUUUGGUCCGCACCUCUUCAGAUUGUUUUAGCUGUUUAUUUCUUAUGGCAAGAAUUAGGUAUUUCAGUAUUAGGAGGAUUGGCUGUCAUGGCAUUUAUGGUACCUAUUAAUGGAUAUUUAACUAAAGUUACUAAAAAGUUACAAAUUAAACAAAUGAAGUUAAAAGAUGAAAGAGUCAAAGCUAUGAAUGAGAUAUUAAGUGGUAUUAAAGUACUUAAACUUUAUGGUUGGGAACAGGCGUUUAUGGACGACAUACUGAAGAUUAGAAACAAAGAAUUAAAAAAUAUGCGAACAAUUAAUUAUAUCGGAUGUGUUUUGGCCUGUCUUUGGAUGUGCGCCCCUUUCUUCGUGUCUUUUAUAACGUUUGCUAUUUAUGUAUUGAUGAGUCCCGACAAUGAACUGACCGCUCAAAAAGCAUUUGUAUCGCUCGCACUCUUUAAUAUAUUGAGAUUUCCGUUAUCAAUGUUACCAUAUUUGAUUACAAGUAUAAUAAUGACUAGUGUAUCAGUAAAGCGUUUGAAUAAGUUUUUAAACGCACCCGAACUCAGUGGUUACGUUCAGCGGGAGUUUAAUAACAAUAAUGCAGUUGAAGUCAAUAACGGAUCAUUUAGUUGGAAGAAAGCAAUCAAUGAAUCCGAUGACUGCCAGACAAUACUUCACGGACUUAACAUUGAAAUCAAGAAGAAUUCAUUUGUGGCAAUAGUUGGUUCUGUCGGCUCCGGUAAGAGUUCAUUAUUAAGUGCACUGUUGGGUGAUAUGGAAAUACAAGACGGAUCAGUAAACAUCUGUUCCUCACAGAAAAUAGCAUACGUUCCACAACAGGCUUGGAUUCAAAACUCUAGUCUUAAAAAUAACAUAAUUUUUAGCAAUAGAUACGAUGAAAAGAGAUAUAAACAAGUGAUUGAUGUCUGUGCUCUCAAGACUGAUCUGGAUAUCCUUCCGGGAGGGGAUGAGACUGAGAUCGGAGAGAAAGGCAUUAACUUAAGCGGAGGACAAAAACAACGUGUAAGUCUAGCUCGCGCGUGCUUUACCGACUCAAAUCUGUAUCUAUUAGACGACCCAUUGUCUGCUGUCGAUUCACACGUCGGUAGAUAUAUAUUUGAAGAAGUAUUGGAUUCAAAAACUGGAUUUUUGAAAGACAAGACAAGAAUUUUAGUGACAAAUAGUUUGACAUUUCUUCCGUCGACAGAUAAGAUAAUAGUAUUAAAAGACGGAGCCGUCAGUGAAACUGGAACUUUCGAUGAACUCAUAAAAAAUAAUGGAUUCUUUGCUGAUCUUAUUAAACAAUAUUCAGCCAAUAGUUUAAACAAAGAGGAAGAAGUUGAAAAUCAAACAAAGAAAACAAAGUCGGGAACAAUUAAAGAGACUAACAAUGAAAAGGCAAAGUUAGUUGAAGUGGAAAGGGCUGAAACUGGAAGAGUCAAGUAUUCGGUGUACUUUCGAUACUUUAAGGCCAUCACAUGGUUUUGGUGUAUCAAUGUUGUGGUCAACUUUGCUCUUCAACAGGCGGCCACUGCGGCUCAAAGUAUUUGGCUUUCAAAAUGGUCGGCGACUACUGAAUCUGAAAAACAUGAGACUUCAUUUUAUCUAAUGUUUUAUGGAUUGUUGGGUUUAUUACAAAUUAUUUUUGUAACAAUUGGUUGGUUUGCAUUAACUAAAGGCACUAUAAUAGCGGCCAAAUUUUUGCACUCAAAAAUGUUGGAACAGAUAAUGCAUUCACCGAUGAGUUUCUUUGAUACCACACCUUUGGGUCGGAUAUUAAACCGAUUUAGCAAAGAUGUCGACAUUUGUGAUCAAACACUUUCUGGGACUAUCAGGUUUUGUCUCACCUGUGCUUUUUCAUCAAUUGCCACAAUCGUUAUAAUAUCUAUGAAGAUACCUAUAUUUUUGGUUAUAAUACUGCCAAUUGCUAUUAUCUUCUAUUUUAUCCAGAAAUUUUAUAUAACAACAUCUCGUCAAUUAAAACGUUUGGAAUCUAUUACCAAAUCUCCAAUUUAUUCCCAUUUCAGUGAAACAUUGACCGGUGUUACCACUAUAAGAGCCUACGGUGUGAACGAACAAUUUAUUAAAGAAUCAGAUAAUGGACUCGAUUUAAACAAUAGAUGUUAUUUUCCUAACGUUGUGGCCAAUCGAUGGCUAUCUAUACGUCUAGAAAUGGUCGCAAAUUUUAUUAUAUUCUUCUCAGCGCUAUUUGCAGUCAUUUAUAGGGAAGAGUUGGAUGCGAGUGAAGUCGGACUUAUUAUAACAUAUGCUUUGAGUACGACUCAGAAUUUGAAUUGGUUGGUCCGCUGCUUCUCCGACUUGGAAACUAACAUUGUUGGUGUGGAGCGCAUCUUAGAGUAUACUGACUUAAAGACUGAGGCCGAGUGGUAUAUAGAAGACACAGCGCCUCAAAGUGGUUGGCCUAUUGAUGGCAAUAUUGAUUUCGAUAACUAUUCCACCAAAUAUAGGGAAGGACUUGAUUUAGUUAUCAAACAAAUCAGUAUUAAAAUCAAUUCUGGAGAAAGGAUAGGAAUAGUUGGUCGAACAGGUGCUGGAAAGUCAUCUUUAACUUUAGCUCUCUUUCGACUAAUUGAAGCCACAGAAGGCAACAUAACAAUUGAUGGCAUCAAYAUCAGUGACAUUGGUUUACAUCAAUUGCGAUCACGACUGACAAUUAUACCACAAGAUCCAGUACUCUUCAGUGGAACUAUUCGUCAAAAUUUAGAUCCUUUUAAUACAUAUACCGAUGAAGACAUUUGGAAAGCAUUAGAGUUAUCRCAUCUCAAAACAUUUGUUUCAACACUUGAAUCCACUUUAGAGUACAAAGUAUCUGAAGGCGGAGAAAACUUGAGUGUCGGUCAAAGACAACUCAUAUGUUUGGCACGAGCUUUGCUAAGACAUACCAAAGUACUCAUCUUAGAUGAAGCCACCGCUGCUGUCGAUCUCGAAACUGAUUCAUUGAUUCAACAAACUAUAAGAAAAGCUUUCGCCGACUGUACUGUACUGACAAUAGCUCAUCGAUUGCAUACAAUAUUAGACUCGACUCGAGUUCUUGUAUUGAAUGAGGGACGAAUCGCUGAAUUUGAUUCACCCGACAACCUGUUGGCCGACGAAAACUCAGUAUUUUAUUCACUGGCAAAGGACGCCGGAAUCAAAUGAUAUUGAUUUACAUAAAACAUUAACUACUUAUUAUAAAUGUAUUUUAAAAACUAAUCUUAAAUUUUAGUAUUAAAAUUGUGAU
Messenger RNA from Oppia nitens, 4708 nucleotides. RefSeq names its product multidrug resistance-associated protein 1-like. Lineage: Eukaryota; Metazoa; Arthropoda; Arachnida; Sarcoptiformes; Oppiidae. The coding region runs from base 67 to 4626 and encodes 1519 amino acids. The record is from RefSeq and is a predicted model, not a curated record. Gene Ontology annotation, molecular function: ATP hydrolysis activity; ATP binding; ABC-type transporter activity. Gene Ontology annotation, cellular component: membrane. The transcript is spliced from 16 exons. Gene Ontology annotation, biological process: transmembrane transport.